Molecule: messenger RNA, 7720 nt
Organism: Sinocyclocheilus grahami
Lineage: Eukaryota; Metazoa; Chordata; Actinopteri; Cypriniformes; Cyprinidae
Product: nuclear factor of activated T-cells 5-like
Exons: 13
Coding region: 205-4560 (1451 amino acids)
Biological process (GO): cytokine production; calcineurin-NFAT signaling cascade; regulation of transcription by RNA polymerase II
Cellular component (GO): transcription regulator complex
Molecular function (GO): DNA-binding transcription factor activity, RNA polymerase II-specific; transcription factor binding; RNA polymerase II cis-regulatory region sequence-specific DNA binding
Source: RefSeq, a predicted model, not a curated record
GGCUCUUAUGGCUGGCUAGCUAAUCAGAUGGGAAAAAACAUAUUAAAACGUUCCCGAGUGUGAAUAUUACUACAGUACAUGUGCUGUAAACCCUUCACAAGGAUUUUAUGAUUGAAACCAUCUCUCUUUCUGUAUGCAUUGCUCUUGAAGCGGAGCGUGAUAAGAGUCGUUUCCUCUGAUCUCAUGAGGCUUUAGCAUGCUAGCAUGCCCUCUGAUUUCAUAUCUCUCCUGAGCGCCGACAUCGACCCCAGUUCUCCCAAAUCGCUCUAUUCCAAAGAGUCAGUGUAUGACCUGCUCCCUAAAGAGCUGCAGUUGCCCUCGGUCGUACAGCAGGACAUCCCCACCAUGAGCCAGAAGAGCGGUGGAGAGGCCGGACCUCCUCCUCCGGCUGCCCUGGCCUCAGUUUUAUUAACGUUCUGCAUUGUGCACACUACAGAUGCUGCUGCCACUUGCGCCGCUGCCUCCUCCCCUGGAGGACUCAGCAGUACACUUCCUUCCUGUCCCAGCAUGCUCACCGCUACCUCAGCCCCAGAGCUGGCUUGCAGGCUCCACAGCGGUCCUGCCGCAGAGGGGAUGCCAGAGAGAAUGGGUGUGGAGCCUGGAUCAGUGGUGGCUAUCAGUGCGGUAGAUACUGUCGGAGCCACACAGAGCCAGGCAACCCCCUCGAAGCGGCGGACUGUCCUGAGCAUCUCUCCACCUCCGGAGGACCUGCUGGAUGAUAGUCGUAUGUCCUGCCAGGAUGAUCUGCUUGCCAACCAGGACUCGGAGCAGAGCAGCAGUAUGUGGAUGGACGACUCUGUGUCCAACUUUAGCGUGGGCAGCAGCAGUUCAUACAAUGACAAUACUGAAGUGCCCAGAAAGUCUCGGAAGAGAACUCCUCGCCAGCGGCCGGGGCCAAAGCCUGCGGCCCGGGAUGAAGCUGGCAUGGAUGUGUUUGAUGCAGACAGCGCUAAAGCACCGCACUUUGUUCUUUCACAACUGGGUUCAGACACCAAAGUCACACCCAAAGUGAGCUCCCUGGAAGUGUCAAACAAUCAGAAAGGGGGCAUUCUUUCCAUUCAAUACCCACAGAAGAAUGAAGGAAAGGAGCUGAAGAUUUUGAUUCAGCCGGAGACGCAGCACAGAGCACGAUACCUGACGGAGGGAAGUAGGGGAUCUGUCAAAGACCGUACCCAGCAAGGAUUUCCUACAAUCAAAUUAGAGGGAGUCAAUGAACCAGUGGUGCUCCAAGUAUUUGUGGCUAAUGACGCUGGACGUGUGAAGCCUCAUGGGUUUUAUCAAGCCUGCAGAGUGACGGGGCGCAACACAACGGCCUGUAAGGAAGUGGAUAUUGAGGGAACCACAGUUAUUGAAGUAAACUUUGAGCCAACCAACUCUAUGACCCAAGCCGUGGACUGUGUUGGAAUCUUGAAGCUGAGGAAUGCCGAUGUUGAAGCUCGUAUAGGAGUUGCUGGCUCCAAAAAGAAGAGCACUCGAGCUCGUUUGGCCUUCAGAGUCAACAUCCCAAGACCUGAUGGAUCUGUCCUAACCCUACAGGCCCUCUCCUCUCCUAUCUUAUGUACUCAACCAGCUGGAGUGCCUGAAAUCCUUAAGAAGAGUCUUCACUGUGGCUCUGUCGCAGGAGGAGAGGAAGUCUUUAUCAUCGGCAAGAACUUUCUCAAAGGAACAAAAGUUCUUUUUCAGGAAAAUUCUACAGAAGAGAGUGGCUGGCAGGCCGAAGCAGAAAUUGACAUGGAACUUUUUCAUCAGAAUCAUCUAGUGGUGAAGGUUCCCCCAUAUCAUGACCAGACUUUGACCUCCCCGGUGUCCGUUGGGAUUGCUGUAGUGACAAAUGCAGGGAGAACACAUGAUCUACAGCCUUUUACCUACACUCCUCUAACAGAGAAAGUUGAACUACCAGUGAAAUCAGAACUGCCAGCCACAGUCAAGGCUUGUACCUUUGAAGAGCAGAUAAAAGCAAUGCAAACUGAGACAAAUUGUCUAAACAAUGUCUUAAUGUUACCUAUGGUCAAACGAGAAGAACCUAUGGAAGUUUCCUGCAACGCAGCACCUUCAGACAUUUUUAAGCCUGUAGAGGCCCUUAGUUCAACCCAACAAAUCUUGGAGAUAAGUACUGUCCUUCCUUCUGCCACCAAGUCUUUUCCAAGCCCUGUGGCUCUUCAAUCCGUCGACUCACAACCGCCAUCAGCUCAAAUAUUUACGACUCAAGAAACCUUAUCCACCAUUCAGAAGCAGGAUAUUCCUUCACCUGCAUCGUUCCAAGUGUCCUUGUCAGAAGACACAACAGUUCUCCAGCCUGUUCCCCCUCAGGUCCCUCAGCAGUUCUUGCGUGAAACCCCAGAAACUUUGUCUCCAGAAGACAACAGUGCAGAUGGAAGUGGAAUGGUAUUGGUGGGCAUAGACUCUCGGAAUCCUCCAUCCCAGCGGCCACAAGUUCAGGCGCUUUUGCCCCAGGAUGGAGUUGCACAGCUAGAGAGAGCAGUAAGAGAGCUGCAAGCACAACAGCAGCUAAAUUCUGUACUUUAUAGUCCGACGCCGUCUGCAGAGAGCCUUCAGCAACACGUCCAGGAAAACAUGAACAGUUUAAGGUUGGGUGGAAAUGAGACCACUCUAAUAAACCAGCAACAGCAGCAGCAAGAGCAGAAUAUAUUGGAAAAUCUUCAGCAACAACAACAGAAAGCACUUGUGGAUCUACAACAUCAACAGACAGUCCUUGAAAAUUUGCAGCAGCAUCAGAAGGUCUUUGAAAACUUCCAGCAACAGGCUCUUGGCAACAUUCAGCAGCAGCAAACACACAAAGUUUUGGAGAAUCUACAGCAUCAACAGCAGCAUCAGAACGUCCUGGAAAACAUUCAGCAACAAAGUUCCAUAGUGACUCUGCAGCAUCAAAAAGUUCUCGAUAAUCUUCAGCAGCAGCAACAGCAUCAGAAAAAUUUAGAAACUCUUCAGCAUCAGGAAGUAUUAGAGAACCUAAAGCAACAAUUGCAGUCAGAGCUCUUGCAGACACAGAUUCCAAUGCAGUGCACGCCUAGCUUCACUAGCGAACAGCAAAGCUCCACACAGACUAAUACUCUAUCGCAGCCCCCUGAAGGCUUCCUCCAGAACCCAACCCAGGAGCAGUUGCAGCAGCAGACUGCUCUUUUCCAACAGACAGGAGGUCUUUUGACCAUUCAGACAUCAAGCUUUCUGCAGCAGACAUCCUCUCAACCCUCACCUCCACAGCCACUUUUUCAGAAUCAUAGCCCCUUGACUGAAACACAAGACUCACAGACAGUACUCUUUGGAACCACAAAGUCACCACAAGUCCAAGCAACGUUAUUUCCUGGUACCAUGACAAUGCUAACAAGCACCAAUCUACCUACAGAUCAGCAGGCUCCUCCAGCUAGCCUGUUUAUUGCGCAGAGUGUGUUGCCCAGCCAGCUAUCAUCGGAUAAUAACCAGAACCAGCAGCAGCAACAGAUAACUUUCCUCACACCCAUGCAGACAUCUGGAACAGAAGCUCAGACUGUCUCACUUUUUCAGGGACAAGCACAGUUGUCCACCCCAAUGGAACAACAACAGUCUCCCCAACCACAACAAAUGGCAACACCCCAGCAGGCCCCUCUUUUUCCAAAUAUUGCCACAAUAUCCCCAAAUCAAGCACAGCAGCAAACACAGACUGGCAUAUUGUUCUGUACCACAACCAUUAAUCCCCAUGAUCUGCCCCAGGCUUUGCUAUUCAGUGGCCAGAACCAAGCUUCUUUAGGAAGUGACCGUCUCCCAGAGAAUAUAUUUCAGGAGCAGCAACCCAUGCAAGUUGUUCCCAGCUCUGAAAAUGUUGCUGUGAACAACCCUUCAAACCAACCCACCGCCUCAGCAGCCCAGCCAACUCCGAAUCCAUCAAUAAUUUUUUCACAACCCAGUGUUGUGAGUGUUGCCCAACAAGACUCGACAGAGCCCAUGUCUUUUCAAGACCAGAGCACUGUUGUGAGUGACUCGUCUGCCAGUAUGUCUUCAACACGGACAGAACUUUUUCAGGACCAGCAACCUAUGCAGGUUGUCCCCAGUGCCACCACCGUAACCCCUGUCUCUCCUACGGACCAACGUUCUGUCAACAUUUUUUUGCCUCAGUCAACAAUUUCAGUCCUGCAAGGUGGUGUAAGUGCUCAGGAGUUACCUCCAACUGCCACAGCAGCAACCAUCUUUAGUGGACAGAGUGGUGUGGCAGUGGGCGGUCUCCAGAACACCACAUCUUCCGCCCCUCAGCAACCUCCCAGCCAACUCUUUCAGACAGCUAUUGGGGGAACUCUUAGCCAACCUGGACAGCCAGGACAAGCAGGUCUUUAUCUCUUUGAGAUUCCCAGUGAAUGUGGACCGCUAAUGAAUUCUCCUGGUUCGUCGUUGUCAGAUCAGCUUGUCACCAUGGGACAUCCCGGUUCGGAUCAGACCCAGUUUCAGACUAGUGCACAGAUUCAUCCCUUACUGGACCAGUCCAACAACCUCGAUGAUAAGAUAGACGAACUUCUGGAACGCUUUCAGGCACAGGGAAAGACUCUCCCUAGGGAUUUUUUGGACCAUUAAAGAUAAGUAGUCUGAAACCUCAGUCCAGUAGACCACCGUCCACACUGCUUGUUGAUGUUUCUUUACAUCUUCCAUCUUGUGUAGGUAUUGUCUAAACUUGGGGGUUGUCUCAAUUGGGGGUCUUCACUUGUAUCUAUGUUUCUGAAAGCUUUGUAGUGUGUUGUUUUGGCGGGAUAUGUUACAUAUGGAUCUCGUCACAGCUCCUUUUCUUGAUGGACAUAAAAGGGUCCAUUUCAUUGAGGCCACUGUUUGGCAUGUCAACAUAUCAUGUGACCCAUUAAGCCAUUAAGUAUAUUGGCACUUUGCUACUUUGUAUUGUGUUCUUGACUUCCACUUGAAUCUUGUCCAUUUAUUGCCAUCAUUAUUCUGUUUUAUUUCAGUAGAAACCAACCUAGUACAACAUAAAUUCAAAACCUUUUUGUUGCUGUUGAGAUACUAAUACAUUGUGAAUGAAUUUGAAAUAUAUUUAGCACUUUAGGAAGUAUCUGCCAGAGAUUCUCCCUUUUAGCUUUGUAACCCAUAUGCGUCUACCUGGCUGUCAAAGCAUUUCAUGUUUUGAUAGUCAUAACGCUUUUCUAAAAAUGUGUUUGUGUUUCAUUACUCUUUAGUGUCUCCUUUCAGAAUAUAGCCUAUUUUAUGAGCCAUGUUUAAUGUUUUAUUAUGUGUUUGAAUGUUUGACAUGUCCAUCUAAUCUCUCCAUUUCCACAUAACAUUUAAAAUCAAGAUGCUCUAUGGAAAUCACUCCUCCGCUUCUCCUGUUUUAGUUUAGUUUUAUUUAAUUUUAAUUAAAUGAUAAAGAGGUCCAACUUGUAGACACGAAUUCCUAUCAGGGAUGUGAAAAUGUGCAACAUUGCCGUUGAGAUAUGUGAACAGAUUAUAUUAUCAUCCACCAGAGCGUCUACAAUGUGUGUGUGUGUGUGCUCAGCAGAAAGUCACGGAGCACAUUUGUACUAUAUAAGAUGCAGCUACGUUCUUGAUUUUGAAUUAUAUGUGGUUCAUGGAGAUUAUUCAAAUAAGCACAAGCUUGGGAAGAGGAUUUGUUGUGCUGGUGCACGCAAGGGAUAGUUCACCCAAAUUUGAAAAUCAAUAUCUACUCAUCUUUAUGCCGUUCCAAACUGGUAUAACCUUCUUUCAUCUGUGGUGCCCAAAAAAUAUAACAUUGAAAAUAUUUUGCUUUAUGAGGAAUGCAUGAAAGAGAUUUUAGAGUUACCAUGGACAUUUUUGGUCUUUUCCUCACGCACAGCAUCUGAAAACUUGGAAUAUGGUGCACUUGCUUUUUUUUUAGUUUGACAGCUUUAGGUCAUUGAAUGCUUGUAAAGAAAAGAGCAGCGAGAACAUUCUUCAGAAUUGCUCCUUUUGUGUUUCACAGAAGAAAGACGGUCCUACAGAUUCUGAAAGGAAUGACACGAGUGUUAGAAAAAGAAUGAUAGGAUAUUUAUUGUCGAUGUGAACUAUCACAACUAUGAGGGUGGUUUUUGGGCAGCUUAAAAUGGAAGUUAAGUCCAUAUUUCCUUGAGGGUUUAAGAAGGGAUUGGUUAGUUUUCACCCCCCAAGUUACGAUAAACCUCAUCUACGAUAAGAUAGUCGAUGUUCAGUUGUUAGAGGAGAAAAUCUGAUAAGUUUUAAAUCAAGCUAUGAUGAAGAGACUGCUUCAAACCACCACUGCACGACAAUCUCAUCAUACAAGUUUUAAAAAUGAUCUUUUGGAAAAUAUGAAAGCUCUUACCAGUCAGAAAUAAUUAAUCAUGUGUCCUAACUGGAAGUUUUCUCUACAAGUAAUCAUCGGAGUAAAGAAGGGGUAGUGCACGCUGGUAAAUUAACUUGUACAGGGUUUGAUAUUGACAGAAUGCCGCCACAUUUUGUCAUAACUGAUACUAAUUGGUUGUUUACAUCAGUCUUGAUUUAAACAUUUUUUUUAUUAUUUGUUCUAAUUUUUCUAAUUUCUUGCAAAAGUCAUUGUCACACCCUCACUGAGGAGAUCUUUUUGUUGUAGGACAUUGCUCUGAUAUUUGAUUAAAUCACAUUUGUUUGACAUUUUACUUGUUCACUGACAUAUGCCAUCUUUAAAAAAGCUUUUUAAGACUUAACAUCAAUGUACUCUACUCUAAGAAGCAGCUUUUGCAUUGACAACAUUCUCAUGCAAACAUAAUGUGAGGUAGUUCUAUUUAAAAUCUUCAUAAACAUCUUUGCUUUGAUAAGUCAGUUAUUUUUACAUCAUACCUUUAUAUUCUUCUUUUUUUUUUUUAAAUAUGCUUUGUCAAAUUUGCAUAAUUACUGUUGUAAAUAGUAGAUCGGCUGUUUUAAGUGUGCUGUUCCUUUGUGAGGUAGCAGUUUGUUAAAAGCGUGCUCUCUUUGUAGUAAAAGAUCAUAUCUCACCUGCAAGUGAGGCAUACAUACAGUAUUUUUGUAAGACUGAAUUUCGAAAUGUACUAUGUACAUUUUAAAAGUGAAUUGUCCCUUCUGCAGUACUGUACUUCAUAUGUCAAUAUUCAGAGCGGUGGAAUGAUGGUUUUUGUCCCCAUCACUGUGUUACAAAAUGGAGAUUGUUAUUUGUUUGGUAAGUGAAAUUCAAAUAUUGUCAAUUUCUAAACAAUUAAAAAAGGCUGGGUGUGGGUGAAUCUCACACAGACUAAUUGUUUGCCAUAUUCAACCCCAAAAUCAAUUCUCUGUAGCCUGUUGAAUCUAACAGUAACCCUUGCUCUUGUAAGAUGAAAAAAGGUUCAUUUAAAUCAAAGUACAAUUGUACACAUAUUGGUACUAUUUGUUGUACUGAAUUGAAUUGAUGCUUGUUAAAAAAAAUAGAUUUUCAUGGAUGUUACAGGUUUUUUUAAAUCUUUUGUUAAAUUACAGUUAAGAAAACGUGAUUUUUAGGAAGUUUUCUUUUGAUUUUGGGGUGAAAUAUGACCUGUGAGAUACAUAUGCUAUUGUUCUGGAACUUGGGUUCCAUGCAAAGCCAUAAAAAAAAAAAAAAAACUCUGGAAUCAGAGUGGAAGAAUGUGUGUGAGUUUUACCUCAUGUUGCAGGACAUAGAUUCACACUACAUCUAACCUAAGGACCAAUUAAGAAAAAAACAUAUUUUCUCAAAACAAGGCAGCAAAAUCAAUGUCUUUUGAUUAAAUAAUCAUUUGUCCAUUCUCGUUUUUUUUUUUGGUACUGAUGC